Molecule: messenger RNA, 2498 nt
Organism: Halteromyces radiatus
Lineage: Eukaryota; Fungi; Mucoromycota; Mucoromycetes; Mucorales; Cunninghamellaceae
Product: NUC169 domain-containing protein
Exons: 4
Coding region: 64-2313 (749 amino acids)
Biological process (GO): maturation of LSU-rRNA from tricistronic rRNA transcript (SSU-rRNA, 5.8S rRNA, LSU-rRNA); ribosome biogenesis
Cellular component (GO): preribosome, large subunit precursor; PeBoW complex
Molecular function (GO): protein binding; ribonucleoprotein complex binding
Source: RefSeq, a predicted model, not a curated record
UUUUCUUUUUUUUCUUCCUCUUUUGGUUCCUUUUCUUUUUUUAUCAACUAUUUGUGAAAUAGCAUGACCAAAUCGACUCGACAAACUAAACCUACUCGAAAAAGACAAGUGGAAGAAUCUGAUAAUGAAGACGAUCACCUUGACAAUAUCGCCAUCGAUAUGGGAUCUUCUGAUGAAGAAGCUGAUUAUUCUGACAAUGACGACAGUAAUACUAUUGAAACAUUCCCUGAAUUGACUUUAAGUGACGAUGACGAAAACGACAGCGAUUUUGAAUCUGAUCAAGAAGUUGACGAAGAAGAAGAAGAACAAGACAGUGAUUAUUUGGAAGGUGACAGUUUAGACGAAGAUGAUCUGGAUCAAGAAGAAUCUAAAAAGAUCUCUUACAAACGUGAUAAAAAUGGUCAUGUGGAUAUUUUACCUGAAAUCGAAGCCAAUUAUGAUAGUGAUUCAUCUACUGAAGAAACUGAAAACACGGUUGGAAAUAUUCCCAUGGAAUGGUAUGACGAUUUGCCUCAUAUUGGAUACGACAUUGAUGGUAAAAAGGUUCUGAAACCAGCAACUGGAGAUGAACUCGACAAAUUUUUGGCUACGGUGGAAGAUCCUGAUUCCUGGAAGUCAGCUUAUAGUAUCAAGGAUGCCAAGGAUAUUGUGUUGAAUGAAGAAGAACUUGAUAUUAUUCAACGAUUACAAGAAGGACAGAUUCCUGAUGCAGCCUAUGAUCCUUAUCAACCAACUGUAGAAUUCUUUACCAGCAAGACCGAAACAAUGCCAUUAUCAGCAGCAACGGAACCAAAACGACGAUUUAUUCCAUCAAAAUGGGAAGCCAAGAAGGUUAUGAAGAUUGUACAAGCUAUUCGGAUGGGACGUAUUGUACCUCGCAAAGCCCAAAAGGAACAACCUAAAUUCUACAACCUAUGGACAGAUGAUGAUAAACCUCGAGAAGAUCAUGUUAUGCAUAUUGCUGCACCCAAGAUGAAAUUACCUGAACAUGAUGAAAGUUACAAUCCUCCUGCUGAAUAUUUACCUGAUGAAAAAGAAAUUCAAGAAUGGAAUGAUAUGGAUGCUCCUGAUAGACCCAAGAAUUAUUUGCCAAAGAAAUACAACAGUUUACGAAAAGUACCUGCUUAUGAUCAAUUUAUUCAAGAACGAUUCCAACGAUGUCUUGAUUUGUAUUUGGCUCCAAGAGUCAGGAAGAACAGACUCAAUAUUGAUCCUGAAUCACUUAUUCCAAAAUUACCUAGUCCCAAGGAUCUUCGACCAUUCCCUACUCAUCAAUCCAUCUCAUACGAAGGUCAUACUGGUCGUAUUCGAUCAUUAUCUAUUCACCCUAAUGGUCUCUUUGCCUUAUCAGGAGCUGAUGAUAGUACAGUGCGUUUAUGGGAAGUAUCAACUGGACGAUGCUUAUUUAUGUGGAAAUUCGAUUCAGUUAUUCAUGCUUUGGCUUGGAGUCCUAAUUCAGAUAUGUGGUUAUUUGCCGUUUCUAUUGGUCAUGGUGAAGUAUUAUUGGUGGUACCUCCUCGUUUAUCUUCACCAGAACAAGCUACAUUGGCGGAUCAAUUUGUACGGGGAGGAUUUGCGGUUCCGACGGAAACAGAUAGUAACCUUAUUAAAUGGAGCAAGACCUCAGAAGAAGAAAAUACAAAAUAUGGUUACAAAGUUCGAUUACAACAUACUCAAGUGGUUAAACAAAUUGUAUGGCAUCGUAAAGGUGAUUACUUUGCUACAGUAUCUCCAGAUGCUGGUAAUUUGGCUGUUCUGGUUCAUCAAACAACACGACAUCAAACUCAAACUCCUUUCCGACGACUCAAGGGUACUGUUCAAAAAGUGGCUUUCCAUCCUAUCAAACCUAUCUUCUUUGUGGCAACUCAACUCUACGUACGUGUAUAUGACUUGAUGCAACAACAAUUGAUUCGUACUUUGAAUCCUGGUGUUAGAUGGAUUUCAAGUAUCGAUGUUCAUCCUGCUGGUGACAAUAUUAUCGUGGGUAGUUAUGAUAAACGUGUAUGUUGGUUUGAUCUUGAUCUUAGUGCGCGUCCCUACAAAUCUUUACGUUUCCAUGCCAAGGCUGUUCGUCAAGUUUCUUAUCACAAGCGAUACCCUCUCUUUGCUUCUUCAUCUGAUGAUGGUACGAUUCAAGUAUUUUAUGGUAUGGUUUAUAAUGAUCUUCUUCAAAAUCCAUUGAUUGUACCUGUUAAAAUUUUACGUGGUCAUGAUAUUGCCGAUCAUCUUGGUGUAUUGGAUAUUGAAUUCCAUCCUACUCAACCUUGGUUAUUCUCUUCUGGUGCUGAUGGUUCUCUUCGACUUUGGACUUAGUUUUAGAAUUAACACAAUAGAAAUUAGAAAUCCUACUCUUUCUCUCCCCCUUUUUUUUUCUUUCAUGCAAAUCAUUUUGGUCUCCCUUUUAUUAUUCUCUCAAUUUCACUUUUUCACAAUAUGUCUUUCAUAUAUACAUUUUUAUAUAUUCAUUCCUAUAAUAAAUAGAAAAAAAAAUCAUCUUC